This is a messenger RNA of Gadus morhua (Atlantic cod), 2078 nucleotides long. It is a transcript of the gene gucd1, whose product is annotated as guanylyl cyclase domain containing 1. Lineage: Eukaryota; Metazoa; Chordata; Actinopteri; Gadiformes; Gadidae. The record is from RefSeq and is a predicted model, not a curated record. The transcript has 6 exons. The coding region runs from base 281 to 1051 and encodes 256 amino acids.
GACGUCAGUCUCUAGGGGGCGGGAUCACAGCGUACAGUCCAGCGGCUAGCAUCAGGCUACCAAACAAAAGACGAGCCAACGCUAAUGAGGGGGAACAGCGUUAGCUGUAGUUUUAGAAUAAGCUUAUUUUGUAAGAAUUAGACGAUGAAAGAAUUCAACAAAACGUUAGCAAUGGCGCUUGCUGUUCAUAUAACCACCUAGGUUAACAUUAGCACCCAGUGAGCCGGGAGGCUAAAUUACCAACCAUGACAGGCUAGGUGACGUUAGCUUGUUAGCUUAUAUGAAACCAUUUAUCUCAAUAUCUUCACUUGUAACCAACUUAAAGUGUUCUAUUAAAUAUCUGUACGAAUACGAAGAUUCAACAAGGAUGACAGAAGAUGGCGUCUUGUUGAACGUCCCUGUCAUCCGACAGCUGUACCACUGGGACUGUGGCCUGGCCUGCUCCAAAAUGGUCUUGAAGUACCUGCACCCCAUCAGUGACCAAGACUUCCAGAGUGCCUGCUGGGAGUUGAAGCUGACUGAGAGCGUGUGGACCAUCGACUUGGCUUACCUCAUGUGUCAUCUCGGAAUCAGGCACCAGUUUUGUACUCAGACUCUUGGCGUGGACAAGGGCUUUAGAAACCAGUCCUUUUAUAAAAAGCAUUUUGAUACGGAAGAAGAUCGAGUGAAUGAGCUCUUCGUGAAUGCAGAGAGCAAGGGCGUGGUGGUUCGGAAAUGCUCGGUGACCAUCCAUGAGAUCACGGCCCAUAUAGAGCAGGGCCACGUGGCCAUCGUGCUGGUCAACGCCGUGGUCCUGACCUGUGAUCUCUGCUCGCUGCCCGUCAAGUACUGCUGCUUCCUCCCCGCUGGCCAGAAGUGUUUCUGCAGGAGGCCUGAGUACCAGGGCCACUUCGUGGUGGCCUGUGGCUUCAACAGCAGCACGGGCUGCAUCUUCUACAACAACCCUGCGUACGCCGACCGCGUGUGCUGCACCAGCAUCACCAACUUCGAGGAGGCUCGGCGCAGCUACGGGACAGAUGAGGACAUAUUGCUGGUCUUCAAAGACAGCUGACGGGGGUCUGAACCUUCGCCGACACCGUCGGCAUGUUCACCUCCACCCCAUGCUGUAGUGACAUCAUCGCGGCCGCAGGUCGGCGACCGACGCCAGGAUCGCCCCUGCUGAGCACUCAGGAGAGCGGGGACUCGUGGCGCUGAACGCUCAGAGAGGGAGGGCUCCCACCGCUGCAGGCUUCAGACCGGGUUUACCCGUUGCAUCAGAUGACCCAAGUUAUUUUUUAAGCGUCUUAAUGCGUUUCUUUAGAAGGUGUUGGAUGGUAGGGCUGAAGGUCAACUCAACCUUAGCUCAGCAGCCGCCUUGUAGAGGCAUAAGAGUGGGGAGCUUUUUUGAGGGGCUUCUAACACUCCUGUCCGGACGGCUCGAACGUGUCGUAGAACGGCGGUACCUGUCGUUCUAUCCGCAGGGAAUCUGUUAUUUUUUUGGGGGAGUCUCAGGUAAGUGUGCUUGAGGUGUUCUAUCUAGAGACAUAUGGACAUAGGAAGAGAGUCCCACUCUAUCCAAUGUACACCGACCUGGGGUCAGGGAAGGGGAGCUGGGGUCAGGGAGGCAGACUGGCCUGCUGCUGCGUUGGUCCUCUUCAGAGGUACUCUCUCCACUCUAGCCCAGAGGGCUGUCCCAGGACAGACACAAGGAAGGCUGUCCCAGGACAGACACAUUGGAGGGCUGUCUCCUGAUGGUACAUGGAGGUCUUCUAACACCAAGCCAAGUAAUGAAUCCUGUCAGUUCAGCUGCUCACAUGACCAGACCUUUUACCCCUUAUUACCCCUUAUCUUUUUAAUUUCAUAUCGUGGAUGAAAUGAUUGCACUAGACUUUCCAUAGAGACAUAAUUAUGUAUUUAAAUUAUAACUUUUAUGAAACCAUUUAUGGAUCGCUUUUCCAUGUGUACAGAGAAGUCUCCCAGCUGUUCAUUUGAAGUAUGGACAAACGGCACAUUUCAGCAGGAAUCUUUAUUGUAUGAUACAUUGAAUCACAUUCCCUGUGUGCUGUAACCAAUAAAGAAUUGAACACGUGCUAAUUUGA